Messenger RNA from Physeter macrocephalus (sperm whale), 1968 nucleotides. Its product is annotated as cytochrome b-c1 complex subunit 2, mitochondrial-like. Gene Ontology annotation, molecular function: metal ion binding. NCBI's taxonomy places the organism in Eukaryota, Metazoa, Chordata, Mammalia, Artiodactyla, Physeteridae. The record is from RefSeq and is a predicted model, not a curated record. Gene Ontology annotation, cellular component: mitochondrion.
AUGCAGUGCAUCGGGGACGGUCAAAUACGCAAUCGAAGUGCCGUGCAGUCACCAGUACGGUGGCAGCUGCAGGAUCCAGUAAUGCCCCGGGACAGCUGGCUCGAGGAGCAUCCUUCGUGCCUGCCUUUCCUUCAGGCCAUCAGUUUUCCGCUUCUCAUCUGCUACUCCCUGAACUUCCCGAAGAAGCCCUCUUCACUUGAAUCCGCAGUGUUGGAUUUUAUAGCCGAGGUGGAGAGGGUGAGGAAGAGAGCGGCCCCAUCCGGGAGUUCCUUGCGUCUGCUUAUCAUCCAUCUCUGGGCCAGGGAGCAGCACCCGCGUCACCUGCGGAAGCACACGCUCCACUGCCCCGGUGUCUGGAGAAAAGACGACGCCAAGAUCAAAGUCCUGGAGCGUCUUUCAUCUGCCCGCGCUCGCUGCUUCAUCAGCAUCGCGGCCUCGCUGCCAAGAUUGAUGAAAUGCUUAGAAGCGCCCGGGCUCCUGGGCCCUCUGUGCCGGGUGCGCCGGCAGCUGCCACCUCGUCCCACCUGCGACCCACGCGCGGCUUCCCCGAAAGGCCCAAAACAAACUUUCUCCACCGAUUUGGCUCCUUACACAGAGUUGCUCAAGGCAACCAGUCCCGUGAAGCUGACAGCCAGAGCCGGGUCCCUCUCGAGAUUUUAUUCGCUCAAAGCUGCCCCCAAAGCUAAAGCCACAACUGCCCCUGCAGGAGCGCCUGCACAUCCCCGGGACCUUGAGUUACCAGAUGGGUUAGUGAUUGCUUCUCUCGAAAGCUAUGCUCCUGCCUCAGGAAUUGGUUUGUUCAUUAAAGCAGGCAGCAGACAUGAGGACUCCAGCAAUUUAGGAACCUCUCAUUCUCGUCUUGCCUCCAGUUUGACUGCAAAAGGAGCUUCAUCUUUCAAGAUAACCCGUGGAAUUGAAGCAGUGGGUGGCAAAUUAAGUGUGAUUUCAACAAGGGAAAACAGGGCUUAUACCGUGGAAUGCCUGCGGGAUGAUGUAGACAUUCUGAUGGAGUUCCUGCUCAGUAUCACCACAGCACCAGGAUUUCGUCGCUGGGAGGUAGCUGCCCGUCAGUCUCAGCUAAGGAUUGACAAAGCUGUGGCUUUUCAGAAUCCACAGGCUCACGUCAUUGAAAAUUUGCAUGCUGCAGCUUACCGAAAUGCCUUGGCUAAUUCCUUAUAUUGUCCUGAUUAUAGGAUUGCCAAAGUGACACCAGAUGAGUUACGUGACUAUGUACGGAAUCAUUUUACAAGUGCAAGAAUGGCUCUGAUUGGACUUGGUGUGAGCCAUCCUGUUCUAAAGCAAGUUGCUGAACGGUGUCUCAACAUGAGGGGUGGGCUUGCUUUAUCUGGUGCAAAGACCAAGUACCCUGGAGGUGAAAUUCGAGAACAGAAUGGAGACAGUCUGGUCCAUGCUGCUCUCGUAGCAGAAGGUGCUGCUGCAGGAGGUGCAGAAGCAAAUGCGUUUAGUGUUCUCCAGCAUGUCCUCGGUGCUGGACCGCAUGUUGAGAGGGGCAGCACUGCCACCAGCUCUCUAUACCAAGCCGUUGCCAAGGGAAUUCACCAGCCAUUUGAGGUUUCCGCCUUUAACGCCAGUUACUCAGAUUCUGGACUCUUUGGGAUUUACACUAUCUCGCAGGCUGCAGCUGCUGGAGAUGUUAUCAAGGCUGCCUAUAACCAAGUAAAAACAGUUGCUCGAGGAAACCUUUCUAAUACAGAUGUCCAAGUUGCCAAGAACAAGCUGAAAGCUGGGUACCUAAUGUCAGUGGACUCUUCUGAGGGUUUCCCGGAUGAAGUUGGGUCCCAGGCUCUAGUUGCUGGUUCAUAUGCGCCGCCAUCCACAGUCCUUCAGCAGAUUGCCUCGGUAGCUGACACUGAUGUCAUAAAUGCUGCAAAGAAGUUUGUUUCUGGCCGGACGUCAAUGGCAGCAAGCGGAAAUUUGGGGCAUACACCUCUCGUUGAUGAGUUGUAG